GCCCGCCCUAGUCCUCGUCUUCUUAGUUGCGGUGUUCCUCCGGGCUGUGAAACCUCCAAAGCAACCUUUGUGAAUGUUUUCCCGAAGGAAAAGAACUUCCGCCGUUCCAGUCACGUUAACUCUGUCCCCAGCGUCCUCCCGCCUGGCGAUUCCAGCGCAUUCUGUGUUGUGGUAUAAGAAGCCCCAAAUGGCCAGGUGCCUCUCUUGUCUUCCAGUAUAUUGGGACCAUAAUUGCGCCUCCUGAGAGAUUCUGCUUUAGAAUUUUCCUACAUGAUAUACAGUCCUGUGAUCCAGGCCUGAGCAAUGAUGUUCCAGGUUCAUUUUGGAGGAGGAUGUGUUUCUAGGGAUGUAAUCUGCCUUCGUGAAGGAAAGAUACAGACAGCAAAGAUGGUGGCUGACUGUCUAAUGAAUAAUAAUCAGGACUCAGUGACCUUUGACGAUGUGGCUGUGGAGUUUAGCCACGAAGAAUGGAUUUUAUUGGAUCAAACUCAGAGAAACCUAUACAGAGAUGUGAUGCUGGAGAACUACAAGAACCUGGCCACAGUGGGAUGUCAGCUGUUCAAACCUAGCUUGAUCUCUUGGCUGGAAGAAAAAGAGCUGAGGACAGUGCAGUCAGGAGUUUUCCAAGAAUCACAGUUGAGAACAAAAGGGUCAGCCCUUGAGCAGGACAUUUUUUGGUUAAAAACAUCAAAUGGGAUACAAACGGCAGGAAGUCACAGUGGAGGGGAAUUCUGUGACUGGAAGCAAUGUGGAGAAAUGUUCAGUGAGCACUUAUGCUUUAAGACACACAUGGGAACUCAAAAUACACAGAACACUUAUGACUAUAAUCAGUAUGGGAAGGACUUUCUUACUCUGCAUAAGAAAACCUCUACUGGAGUGGAACUUUCUGUGCUGAAUCACUGUGGAAAAGCCCUUAGCCUGACUCCAAAUAUCGUUUCCCAGAGAACAUGCCCCCAAGACAAGUCCUUUGAAUGCAGUGACUGUGGGGAAGCAUUCUUUAAUUCAUCACACCUUCAGGUACACAGGAGAUCUCACACUGGAGAAAAAGUCUACAAAUGGAAUCAGUGUGGGAGAGCUUUUACUCAGACCACAAGCCAUGCUGUGCCUAUUCAAAUGCAUACUGUAAAAAAAUCCCCCGAAUGUAAUGAAUGUGGCAAAGUCUUUAGAUAUUCUGCAUAUCUUAAUAAUCACAGGCAAAACCAUACUGGGGGAAAACCCUAUGAAUGUCAGGAAUGUGGGAGAUCCUUCACUGUUUCUUCAAGCUUAACUGAACAUGUAAGAAUUCAUGCUGGAGAGAAGCCCUGUGAAUAUAUGGAAAGUGGGAGUGACUACAAUAAGUUUUAUCUAGUAUCUGAACAUUUAAAAACUCACACAGAGGAAAAUCUCUUUGAAUGUAAGAUAUGCAGAAAAUUAUUUAGAAACUCCUCAUGUCUUUAUCAUAAUUGUCAAAUUCAUGCUGGAGUAAAGCCCUAUAUAUGUAUGGACUGUGGGGAAACUUUCAUUUGGCACUCUGUCUUUAUUACACAUGUACAAACUCACAUUGGAGAGAAGCCCUAUAAAUGUAAGGACUGUGGGAAAGCCUUCACUGGGCACUCAGGACUUAUUAAUCAUGAACGAACACACACUGGAGAGAAGCCCUAUGAGUGUAAGGAAUGUGGAAAAGCCUUUACUGUGUAUUACCGACUAACUGAACAUUUAAGUACUCACACAGGGGAGGAGACCUUUGGAUGUAAGGUAUGUGGGAAAUCCUUUAGAAAUUCCUUAUCCCUUAAUCGUCACAGUCGAGUUCACACUGGAAUAAAGCCCUAUGAGUGUAAGGACUGUGGCAAAACCUUCACUUGGCGCUCCGACCUUACAAGACAUACAAGAACUCACACUGGAGAGAAGCCCUAUGAAUGUAAGGAAUGUGGGAAAGCCUUCAGUACAUUCUCAGGUCUUAUUGAACAUAUAAGAAUUCACACUGGAGAAAGGCCUUUUGAGUGUAAAGAUUGUGGGAAAUCCUUCACUGUUUCCUCAAGCCUAACCGAACAUAUAAGAAUUCAUACUGGAGAGAAGCCCUAUGAAUGUAAGGAGUGUGGAAAAGCUUUCACUGCACGCUCAGGGCUUACUAAACAUGUACGAACACACACUGGAGAGAAGCCCUAUGUAUGUAAGGAAUGUGGGAAAGCCUACAGGAGGUUUUAUUUACUAAAUGAACAUUUGAAACAUCACAUGGAGGAAAAGCCCUUUGAAUGCAAGGUAUGUGGAAAAUCCUUCAGAAAUUCCUCAUGCCUUAAUAAGCAUGUUCGAAUGCACUCUGGAGAGAAACCCUAUGAAUGCAAGGAAUGUGGGAAAGCCUUCACUGUUUCUUCAAGCCUAACUGAACAUUUAAGAACUCACACAGGAGAGAAGCCUUAUGAAUGUCUUACUGAUUUGGAGAGAAAACCUAGUGAUGUAAGACGUGGAAAAGUUGUAGUUCUCUUAAGUAGCUUGAUGCUCACUCAUGAUCUCACAGUGGAAAAGAACUUCAUAAAGCAACACCAGUCUUUUCUAGUUGCUUCAUGUUCCAGGUUGGAAACUGGCAAAGUGGGCCUUCAGGAUUCAGACUUAAUCCUAUUUUACCACUAUAUUCUCUGGUUGGCUUUUCAUGGUCUUAUACAUGGUCCACCUACAGUAGUUCAUACCAGCCAAGGUAGGGAUCUAAUACUGCUGUAAAUGUUGUAAAACUUCUUGUGUUCCUCUCUCACACCUUAUCCUUUCAGAUAAAAAGGCAGCAUGAAAAAAUUGGCUCGGUGGAGAAAGGGUGAAGUAAUAGCUAGUAAUGUGAGGUACCCCAAAUUCAUAACCAUGGAGGGAGAGCCAUAGCCCUUGCAUCUGGGGAGGGUGGGAAGUUUGGUAUUGUCAGGCAGUGAAAGGAGGGGUUGAGAACCCUGAAUGUUCUCUUUAACCCCUAGGUCCACUUCACAGCUUGGCAGAACAAUCAUGUCAUAUGCCUGAGUCAAGCAAUAGUUGGAGCUAGGAACAUGACCUGCCUCUGUGUUUGUCAUUCCGUCCAUGUGCUGUGAAAUCAGAAAAACUCCUGUCAACAUGACUAAUCAUGAUGGUCCCCUGUGCUUGACACCAUCACUGGUGCUUUACUGUGGCCCUUGGGUACAGACACAUAGACCAACCCAACCAGAUUUCACUUGGAGUGAUCCAAAUUUAUAUACUUUUGAUGCUUAGGCAACCUUGGGUUAUACCGUGUAUGACCAUCAUAGCUACAACUGCCUUAUGACUCUGUGGCACUUAAUCCAGCCAUCAUUAUGGUUAUACAAAACAAGCUAAACAAUAAAUCUUGAAUGUAUCUUUGUGUUAUAUGUUUGUACUUGGAGAGGAGUGGGUCGUUGAAUGGUUCUCUUGUGGGUAGGAGUGUUUCUUGUAGCUUAUCUGUUCCCACCUUGAAUUGUCAGCAAUAAUCCUGUAAAAAUCAAUUAGUGUUGUCUGCCUCGUGUGGUUUGAGAUGGCUCAUAGUCUGGUCUUAGAUGUCAUCAUGAUUGUCUGAAAUAAGUCCUAUAGGAUCCCCUUGAAACUUGUUCACAGUUUGAGUCUGGGCCCUUCUGGGUCAUGGGUGACAUCCGUAACACAGGUUGAUUUCAUAUAUGUGCUUGGACUCCUAGUGUUAGUAUCAUUAAUAAGUGAUAUCUCAGUCUCACCACCCAGAUAUGACCCUGCCCCAGGAGCUCACUGCUGGCCAAGACAUCACCCCAGCCCAAGACCACACCAUUGGAGAUGAAUUCACCCAAUUCCCCUGAACCUUGGCUGUCUUGAUGCCCAUAGACUGGGGCUCCUAAGACACAAAUUUGACACAAAACAUUUUUGAUUUCCUUUGUUUGACAUUUGAGAAUCUGAUACGUGCCUGAGCUAGGUGUUGUUUCAACCUAUGAUCCUGGGAAAUUUCAGCUGAAACAUUCAGCAAUACACCCCAUGCCUAUAGGAAAUCUGUUAGAGGUUACUCCUAUCUGUGCUGUUUUGAAAACUGAUAAAAGAUCUUUGGAUUCCCCAGGAGGCACCUGCCUCAUAUCAGUCAACCCGUGACCCCCUGAGGGGUCUUCCUGGUGCUUACUACCCCCCUACACUUUUUAUCUUGAUCUCCUUACUCUGUCUCCUUGUUUGCACAGAAAACCACUAACCUUUGCAUGUUUUACUAAUUUAUCAGUUCAUACUCUCCAACAACAUAACUCCAGACAUGCAACCUUAAUUAUUGUCAAACUCAUACUUUUAACAUACUUUACAACUCCACAGAGAUAUUACUGACCUUUCAAGGGUUGGCCAGUUAGUUCAUCUAGCAGAGUUUAGUGCUGAUAACACCAAUCCAAAGGGCUCAGGUCCCCAUACCAGCCAGCCACCAAAAAAAUAAAUAAAUAAAUAAAUUUUUUUACGGGGCUGGCUGGUUUGCUCAGUAGGUUAGAGCAUGGUGCUGAUAUCACCAAGGUCAAGGGUUCAGAUGCCUAUACUGGCCAACCUCUCCCAAACAAAAACAAAAACAAAAAACAUAUGAGAUUAUUGACACUUUCAAAAUUUCAAAUUUAUUUUCUUGAGCAAUGCCAUAUAUGAGGGAAUUUCAAAAAGUUCAUGGAAAGAUUCAUAUUAUCUUUUUUUUUGACUGGUAAGGGGAUCGCAACCCUUGGCACAGUGUGGUCUGCACCAGGCUCAGCCAGUGAGCGCACCGGCCAUCCCUGUAUAGGAUCCGAACCCGCGGCCUCGGCGCUACCAGUGCCGCACUCUCCUGAGUGAGCCACAAGGCUGGCCCCAUAUUAUCUUUUAAUUCUAUUUUUCCACAAAGUUUUUGA
Molecule: messenger RNA, 4808 nt
Organism: Cynocephalus volans (Philippine flying lemur)
Lineage: Eukaryota; Metazoa; Chordata; Mammalia; Dermoptera; Cynocephalidae
Product: zinc finger protein 778-like
Exons: 11
Coding region: 304-2694 (796 amino acids)
Biological process (GO): negative regulation of transcription by RNA polymerase II
Molecular function (GO): RNA polymerase II cis-regulatory region sequence-specific DNA binding; DNA-binding transcription repressor activity, RNA polymerase II-specific
Source: RefSeq, a predicted model, not a curated record